AUGAUUUCGGCCAAGAUGUCAACCGCCGCUCGCGCGGCGACUAUCCGGUCCAAUAUCUCGGUCUUGAGAACCGCUUCACACGGUUCUCGGGCGCUUUCGUAUUCAGCACUGCCGGCACAGUCCCUUGUUAGAGGUCAAAGAAACGCUCUACAGCCCCCUGUCCGUCCGGUCUCCCAACUUGUGUCGCCGUUCGCCGCUCUCCCUUUGACCCGGUCUUUCCACGUCGCAAACUCCCUCUUCCAACAGCAACAGCAACAAAAGGAUGAGAAGAAGAAUGAUGAGGCCAAGGAGGGUGAAGGCUCUAAAGAAGAGGGCAAGGAAAAGAAAGAAGACGCUCCGCCACCACCACCUCAUGGAGACAAGUCACCAUGGCAAGUCUUCCGGGAUACUCUCCAAUCCGAGUUCAAAGCUUCUAAAGAAUGGAAUGAGUCCACCAAGGCUCUCGCUUCCUCUGCACACGAGUUCUCGGAGAAUGAGAAAAUCAAGCGCGCUCGUGCGGCUUACGAAGCUGCCUCGGGAGCUGCUACCUCUCACACAGCUUCGGCUCUCAAGUCCACAGGUCAAGUAAUUGGAAAGGGUGCUGCUUGGACCUGGAAUACCCCUGUUGUCAAAGGUGUCCGUAAGGGUGUCAAUGCAACUGGUUCUGGUCUUGAGAAGGCCACUAGACCCGUUCGUGAGACCGAGGCCUUCAAGAGUGUGAAGAAUGCUAUUGAUGACGGCAGCAGCUCUCGCUAUGGAGGAUUUAUUGAAAAGGAAGAGCGUCGCAAGCAGCGACAACUUCGCGAGGAGAUGGAGGCUAAGUCUGGAAAGAAGCGGGAGCAAAUGGCUGAGGAUCCUAAUGCCGGUACCAACGUCACCCUUCACAAAGAUGCCGCUUGGAAGGAGUCAUGGCGUGACUUCCGCGAUUCCAACCCCAUGAUGCAGAAGCUCUUCUCGGUGAGAGAGGCCUAUGAUGAGUCUGAGAACCCUCUGAUCAGCACUGCGCGCAGCAUCACCGACCGUAUCGGUGGCUUUUUUGCCGAGAAUGAGACCGCCCAGGUUAUCAAGAAGUUCCGUGAAAUCGACCCUAAUUUCAAAAUGGAGGAAUAUCUGCGUGAAUUGCGUGAAUACAUACUCCCGGAGGUUCUUGACGCCUACGUCAAGGGUGAUGUUGAAACAUUGAAGCUUUGGCUAUCUGAUGCGCAGUACUCUGUUUAUGCUGCUCUCUCCAAACAGUAUACUACCGCCGGCCUCAAAUCUGACGGCCGUGUCCUGGACGUCCGCGGUGUCGACGUUGCUCACGCCCGUCUCCUCGAUGGUGAAAUUCCCGUUUUCGUUGUUACCUGUCGUGCUCAGGAAGUUCACGUAUACAAAAACAUCAAGACUGGCAAGCUCGCUGCUGGUAUGGAGGACAAGGUCCAACUUGUGACCUACGCCAUUGGCAUGACUCGCAUUCCUGAAGAGGUCAAUAACCCUGAAACUUGGGGCUGGAGGCUGAUUGAACUGCAAAAGGCGGCCCGCGACUAUAUCUAA
Molecule: messenger RNA, 1512 nt
Organism: Penicillium taxi
Lineage: Eukaryota; Fungi; Ascomycota; Eurotiomycetes; Eurotiales; Aspergillaceae
Gene: tim44
Product: protein translocase subunit TIM44
Exons: 2
Coding region: 1-1512 (503 amino acids)
Biological process (GO): protein import into mitochondrial matrix
Cellular component (GO): mitochondrial inner membrane
Molecular function (GO): protein-folding chaperone binding
Source: RefSeq, a predicted model, not a curated record